AUGAUGGCACAUAUCAUCGAAGAGGAGUUAAAAAAUAUUAUAAGGGAUAUAUACGUAUCCCCUAUAUUGACUAAUAGUAGUAGAACAGUAAAAAGAGAAAUUGCAUUUUUCCUCGGAUUAAAUAUUAAUGAAUUACUAAAUCCAUUGGGGGGAUCUGAUUAUUUAAUAAUUGAUGAAAAAGAAAAUGUUGAUUUAAGUUUAAAUGCAAAUAUUAAUAUAAAUUAUAUAAAUAAAAAUAAUAUUUUAUCUGAAAAAAUAUUAAGUAAUAAAAAUUUUAAAGUAUCUUUUAUAGAUGUAGAAGAUUAUGAAAAUCUAAAAUUAGAACACAUUGAAAAAAUAUUAAUAGAUAAUAUUUCAUAUAAUGAACCACAAUAUUCUGACAUAUAUAAUAAAUCUAAUUUAGAUGCAUAUUUUAAUAAAAAUAAUAAGGAUAAUAUUUAUACAAAUAUAAAAUAUUUUGAAAAUAUAUGCUUAAAUUCAAAAAUUGUUCAUAAAGAUAUUAAAAAUGAUAUUAAAAAAAGACAAAGCCAAUAUUCAUCCUAUAAUGAAAAUCAAAUUGUAUGUCAAACAGUUGACAAAUUCAAUACAAAAAAUAAACAAAAUAAAUAUGAUCAAUAUAUAAAUGAUUCUACUGCAUCUGAUUCUUCCGAACAAAAUAAUAUAACUCGUAUACAAAAAUAUAAUGCUUUUUUUUUGCCAUGGUUUUAUAAUUAUUUUAAAACUUCAUGGAAAUAUAUGCAUCUAUAUAAUAGUUUGUCUGUCUCCCCAUUAGGUAUCAUAUGCAUAUGUAGUACCAAAGAUAACGAUAUUAUUAAUUUAUAUAAAUCUAUGAUCAAUUAUAAUAUUAAAAAAAAUAAUGUAUAUAUUAAUUCAAAUAUUCCUAAAUGCAUAAUAUUACUACAUGUAUCAAAUAGUGACGAUGAUGAAAUAGAAACAGAUGUUCAAAAAAUUUUUGUAAACAUUCAAUCAAAUUUUUUAAACUAUAAAUGCCAUUUAUUAAUUAUAAAAGCUAGAAGAUUUAUAGAUGCAUGGGAUAAAUAUCAUGAUAAUAAAGAAUCGCAAAUAAAUUUGAAUUAUCAUAUUCCAUCAUCAACCAAUAUAAACAAUCAAAAUGAAGACCAUAAUGAACAUAACUUAAGCACACACCAAACAGUAGAAAGUAAUGGAAAAGACAAACAGCCAAAUGAAUUACAACCAGAACAAUACAUCAAACUAAAUCAUAUUCAAACAUUUUAUGCAAACUAUUUAGUUGCAAACCCUUUUAAAGAAAUUAACAAUAAUAAUAAUAUAUCCGUUUUUAAAAAUGUUAAGGAUAUUGAAGAUUUUCAAAAAAAAAAAAAAGAAUUAUCAACUGAUUUAAAUAAAAUUUAUGAAUAUAUAAAUUCAGAUAAUGUAAUAUAUAUAAGUAAAAAUACACCUCUAUAUAUUGACAAUAUAUAUUUCUGCUCAUGUUUAAAUCAUAUAGAUAUUAUAUCAUUAAAAAUGUUUAUACAUAAUUUUGUAAAGACAAGAGUUCUUUCAUAUAUCACUACAAUCACUAAUAAUAUAAAUAACCUAAUAUUAAGUAAUAAAAAAAGUAUAAAGAGCCAAUUAAAAUUUAUGUGGAAAAAAACAAAGUUUAAUUUUACUACAUCUGAUGCAGCUUUAUAUGUUGCUGAACAAACUAGCAAUGCUAUUAUGACAGCAGCACAAAAUGUACUAGCUCCGAAUUUAGACAUGUAUGAAGGAAAAACACAUUUAAAAGGUUUGCAAAUAACUGAUGGGAAAACAGAUACCCCUAAUAAUAGCCAAACAAAUUAUUCUACUUAUGAAAAUGAAUCAGAAAAUUAUGAUAAAGAUCCGAGUUCUGGUGUCGCUGGAAAUGAUAAUUAUGAAGGUGCAUUAGCUAAAAAUAAAGAAGAUGGAAAUAUAAAAAAUGUAUCAAAAAUAGAAAGUGCUGAAGAAAGUGGAAUAAAAACGUAUAAUAAAGAUUCAUUAGAAAAUAUGUAUAAAACUUUAAGUGAUAUUUAUUUUAUUUUAGAAGAAUAUGAACUUUCUUAUAAUAUAUUAAAAAUAUGUAUAAACGAAUUUAAACAUAGUAAAGAAUAUGCUUAUUUAGCAAGUCUAUAUGAAUUAUUUAGUUUGUGUAUUUUUAAUAUGAGCAAUAUAAAUAAAAAAGAUAUAUUAUAUUAUCUUGAUAUGAGCUAUCAAAUGUAUUAUAAAAUAUUUUAUCUAAACAACAUGUUUAUAUGUUCUAUACUUAAUUAUUAUAUGUCUAUAAUUUGUGACAUUAAAACAGAUGAACCAGUCAAUAUACUCAUCAAUGCAAAUUUUGACUUCUCAUGCAUUGACGAUAAAAUUAGCACAAGAAAUAAUAUAAGCAAAUUGGAAUUCCAAAUUAAUAAUAUUAGAUCAGCUUUAUUACUAGAGCAAAUUACAUACAGUUAUAAAAAACCGAAACCCGCUAAAAAUAAAAAUAUAAUUGAUAAAUCACGAGAAACGCCUAUCUAUCGUCAUUCCCAAAUUAUAGAACCCACCAAUUUAGAAAAAAAACUAUCUUAUAAUACUUCAACAAGUUCACUAAAUAAUGAUAAGAAUGUUUUUCAAUAUAGUAUGUCUGGAAAUGACAGUUCAGCAAUGUAUAAUACGAAGCAUAGUUUGGAAGGCGGUACACAGAAUAGCCAAAACAUGCACCGAGAUAGUGUUUAUGCACAAAAUUGCCAAAACGCGCACCGAGAUAGUGUUUAUGCACAAAAUAAGGAUCGUAAUUCAAGUCUUGAAAAUAUAAAAAAAAUAAACCUAAUGAGCAAAAUAGAAGAAAAUGAUCAAAAAUAUAAAUCCAGAAAAUACUUAUUCGAUUUGACAUUAGCUGGACAUACAUUUAAUAAAUGUGGAUUUAAAAAAUUAGCUUUAUUUUGCUAUUCAAAAUCUUUAAAAAAAUAUGAAAAAAAAAAAAUGAAACAUAUAUAUGAACAUUUACAUUUUAUGAUGGCUAGACAAGCAUUUAGCAUAAACCUAUAUUAUGAAGCAUUACAACAUUAUAUAUGUAUUUUAAAUUCUAUAUCUAAAUAUUAUGAGCAAUCCUAUAUCCUUAACAGAAAUAUAGAUAUAUAUUCGAUAUCAGUAGAUAAAGAAAUUAAUUUUAUAAGAGAAUUUGCAUAUGUCUACAAAAUAUACAUGGAUAAAGUAUUAAACCUUUUUACUAAACCAAAUGGAAAACAAAUAAACUCAUUUUCUGAAAUUGAUUCCAUUUUUAACGACACAAAUUAUGAGCAAAAAAAAAAUAUAGAUGGUCAUGAAAAUAGUAAUGCAUCAUCCGAAUAUAAUAAGAAUAAUCCUGGUGAUAUUAUAAAACCUUUGAAUUUAAAAAUUCCAUUAAUUUGCCAACGAAAUAAUGAAAGCUUAUUUGCUAAUUCGAUUUAUGUUUCUAAAACAAAUAUAUAUAAAUUAAAAAAAAAUAAUAGUAUAAAUAAUAUUAAUUAUUUUGAUAUAUUUGAAAAUAAUUUAUAUAAAAUAAAAAAUUAUAACACAACUAUACAAGAUAUGUAUAGUAUUAUGACAAAAGAUGUAAACCAUAUUUCGAGUGAUCAUAUUAAUUCUUUAAAUUAUUUAUUUAUUACUUAUAAAAAUUUUAUUAAUUCAAUAUAUAACAACUCUAUAGAUUUAGAAAAUGGUGAAAUAUGUGCCCCUGAAAAAGGGAAAAAUAAACAAAACGACAACAUCGAUGCAAUUGAAAAGAUAAAUCAAAAUAAUAUACCUAUUGACACACAUAGCUAUCCUAAUAAAGAUGAUGGCUUUUUUCAAAAAUCGGUCAACAUCUCUCCGUUUGUUUGUAUCGAAAAUAAAAAUCUGUUUAUUUCAUAUACAAACGAGUUGAGAGAAAAACUUAAAAACAGUAUCGAAUUUUCAAAUAAUGCUCAAAUAAAAAAUAUAUAUCAAACAAAUUUUUCUAAACAAGAACUUCAAAUUAAUAAUAAAUAUAUUCAAUAUGCAUCGAAAGGGGAUUUAAUUUUUGUCACAUUUACUUUGAUCAAUCCUCUUCAUACAAAAGUAGAAUGUCAAGGUACACAUUUAUGUGCAUAUUUUUAUAAUCAAAAAAUAAAUCAAGAUAUUAUUGUUGAAAAAAAAAUUCUUAUUCUAGAAUCAAAAGAAUCUCGUACUUUCACUUUAUAUCUUCGUCCACUUAAACAUGGAUUACUUUUUAUCUCAGGAAUUGUUUGGGAUCUGUUUGGACUCGUAAAGACAUAUCAAAAUUUUUACACUCAUGGAUUAAAACAGUUAAACAAAAGAUUCGAUAAAAUGCAUAAAUUAAAAUAUGAUGAAAUAUUUAAUGUAGAUGAUGAUAUACAAAAAAAAAAUAAAAUUAUUAAAAAGUUAUAUAAAGAAAAUAAUAAAUAUAUAUGGUCAAAUAAUAUAGGAAUGAUUCAAAAGAGAAGUUUAAAAAAAACAGAUACCUACGAAAUAGAUCAUAGAUUAUUAUAUUAUAUAUAUGAUAAAACAUAUUUAUUUGAUUUUAUAUUUGAAAAUAUUUAUUCAAAAAAUAGAAAAAAACAAAAUAAUUAUGAAAUUGAUUUAAUAGAACUAUUAGAAGGUGAAGAAAUGGAAAUCAAAUUUAAAAUUGUUAAUCAUUCAUCAAUACCAUUAACAUAUUUGAAUUUGUGUAUAACACCUUGUAACUUGUUUACAUGUUAUAAGGUUGACUAUAAUGAUAAUACUACAUUUAAUGUCUUAGAGAAUUCAUUAAACUCGAUACAAAAAUGUGAUAAUUAUAAAACAGAACAAAAUAGUGAUGACUCUAUUUCUAUUGAUAACGAAUUAUAUUGCGAAGAGUUUGUCGACAUAAAUAACUGUUCCGUUUUUAAGCAAAAGUUUAAAAAUAAAAAUAUACAAAAUAUAAAAAUAAAAGGAAAUUUAAAAAAAAAUGAUACAUUUAUUUUAUAUCUUAAAGUUGAUUCAACAUAUAGUGGAUUUCAUAAAUGUCUUAUAACUAUGAUAUGUGGAAAUGACAUUAAUAAUAAUCCAAAUAAACAGACAAAUAAUGUUUCUUUAACAUACCCUGAUAUUUUCCUUGAAAAAAAAGAAUCAUCCUACUUAUUCCUUAGAAUGCUUAAUGUUAUACCUAUAAUCAAACUUAUCACAUAUCCUUUAAAUAAAUAUAAUAAUGAACAAAAUUUUAUUUAUUUCCUUUUUCAAAACUUAUGUAAAAAUGGAAUUUAUUUAUAUAAUUUACAUCUUGAAUAUAAUCCCAAUAGCACAGAUAAAGGAAAACAUAUAUACACAAAUUUUACAGAAACAAAUGAAGCUAAAGAGGAUAAAAAUAAAUAUAUAAAACUAUUUAAUUUUUAUUCCUCAAAUAUUUUAUUUAUAAAAAAAAAUCAAACUCUUACAUCCUUAUUCUAUUCAGAUAAAAACAUUAUGCAAAACAACAUGUUAGAACAUCAUUCCAUGGAUCAUUUAGACAGUUUGAUAUCCUCCCUUCAUACUUCCUUUUUUGUAAAUAUAAAUUGGAUAUCUAACCAAUCUGGUGUUUUAAAAAAAGGAUAUAUAAAAAAAAAAGUAACCUUUUCCAAUGAUAUAUUAACUUUUUCAGUCGAUCCAUUUGAUAAAGAUAUAUUUAUAAAUAAUCAAAAUGACAAACUUAUAAAAAUUGGAAUUAACAUACAUAAUAAUUCCAAUUUCGAUAUUUUUGAUUGUUAUGUACAUGCUAGAGAAAUGGAAGCAAUGCAUUUUCUAUCCACAGUCGACCAAGUUGGUGAUAAAGAAAGUGAUACAAGUUUUAGUGAUGAAGAUGUAGAACCUGUAGAUGGUAAAUAUAUGCAUACUGAUUAUGAGGGUCAAAAUAUUUAUGAACAAAAUAGUGAACACAGUUCUGAACAUAAUUCUGAUUUUUCCGAAAUAUAUGAACAUAUAACCAAAGAAAUUAUAAAUGUCAAAAAUCAAAUAAAAGUAGAUAAAAUGGAAGAAAAAAAUAAAAUAAUUUCCCACUACUCAUAUAAAUCAACCUUAGCUGACGAAAUAAAUAUUCAAAAAAAUUCUAUAAGUGCAAAAAUUAAUGUACCAAAAUAUAAUCCCAUAACAGAAAAUUAUUAUAAAAGUGACAAUAACAAUUUCGAAGUAUCAGUUAUGAACUAUUCUACAUUAUCUAAUUAUAAAAAUAGUGAACAUAUUCAAAAUAAGGAAGACAAAUUAGGGUAUAGCUUAGAGAAAAAUAAUAUUACUGAUUUUUCAAUAGGUCUUACACAAAAAUCUAAAUUAAUUGAUAAAAAAAAAAAAAAACUUUACAAUCUUUUUGUCCAUAAUACCUUUAUACACGAUUACAACAAUCCUAAUGAUUUUCUUCGAUUAACAUAUGAUGAAAUAAAUAAAAAAGAAAAGAAAAAUUCUGAACAGUUUAUUUCAAUGAAUGGUUUUACCUUUGUAGGAAUAAUACAAAAACAUAUUAAAAAAAUCAAAAAACACACACAAAAAAAAAUAUUUUUUAAUAUCCUUUUUACAAAAGAAGGCAUUUAUAAUAUAAAUAAAUUUCAUGUUGUGUUUAAGUUGAAUGGCGAAUUUUUUAUGUUUAAACCUUUAAAUGAAUUAAUUGUCCAAAUUCAUAAAUAA
Molecule: messenger RNA, 6582 nt
Organism: Plasmodium vinckei vinckei
Lineage: Eukaryota; Apicomplexa; Aconoidasida; Haemosporida; Plasmodiidae
Product: trafficking protein particle complex subunit 8, putative
Exons: 2
Coding region: 1-6582 (2193 amino acids)
Biological process (GO): endoplasmic reticulum to Golgi vesicle-mediated transport; protein localization to phagophore assembly site
Cellular component (GO): TRAPPIII protein complex; cytoplasmic vesicle; phagophore assembly site
Source: RefSeq, a predicted model, not a curated record